AUGUCCGGAAAAGUGCCAUCGUCGAAGAGCCAGGCGGCCAAGAAAACCGCCGGCAAAUCCCUCGGCAUCAGGUACCGCCGCAAGAAGCGUAUUGAAAGUUUCUCUCUUUACAUCUACAAGGUGCUUAAGCAAGUGCACCCCGAGACUGGUGUGUCCAAGAAGUCUAUGUCUAUCAUGAACUCCUUCAUCAACGACAUUUUCGACCGCAUGGCUCUUGAGGCUACUAGGCUCAUCAGAUACAACAAGAAGAGCACCCUCAGCUCCCGCGAAAUUCAGACCGCUGUACGUCUCUUGUUGCCCGGUGAGUUGUCCAAGCACGCCGUGUCUGAGGGAACCAAGGCCGUCACCAAGUACACCACCUCUGGAGCCUAA
Molecule: messenger RNA, 372 nt
Organism: Babesia ovata
Lineage: Eukaryota; Apicomplexa; Aconoidasida; Piroplasmida; Babesiidae
Product: histone H2B
Exons: 1
Coding region: 1-372 (123 amino acids)
Biological process (GO): nucleosome assembly
Cellular component (GO): nucleosome
Molecular function (GO): structural constituent of chromatin; DNA binding; protein heterodimerization activity
Source: RefSeq, a predicted model, not a curated record